This is a messenger RNA of Vigna radiata var. radiata (mung bean), 886 nucleotides long. RefSeq names its product VQ motif-containing protein 31. Bases 193 to 798 code for a protein of 201 amino acids. The transcript is spliced from 2 exons. The record is from RefSeq and is a predicted model, not a curated record. NCBI's taxonomy places the organism in Eukaryota, Viridiplantae, Streptophyta, Magnoliopsida, Fabales, Fabaceae.
AUGACUACUUUUCUGAGGUCAAAGAUUCUCUGUCUAAACUGGUUUCCAACCUUUGUACCAGAAAUCUUUAACUACACUCUCUUUCACACUUUUUAUUCUUCCUCUUCCUUUUCCUUUCUUUCUCAACUCAUUUUCUUCUCUGCACAUUAACAUACAACAACGCACCACCAUCAAACCACCUUAGGUGAUAAUAUGCUAAGCGAUUGUAAUUCUCAUUGUCAAAGUGUAGUGAUGAGAAUGGAGAAGCCAACAAUCCAUGGUGAAGCAUCAGAUUGCAAGCCACUAACCACCUUUGUUCAGACAAACUCAGAUGCAUUCAGGGAAGUGGUACAACGUUUGACAGGCCCCCCAGAAGCAAGUGCAGGUAAAGUAGGAGAGUCUGCAAAGGUUUCGACCAUGAAAAGGACAACCUCAAAACUCCAUGAAAGAAGGAAAUCCAUGAAGCCAAAACUGGAGAUUGUGAAACCCGUUUUGCAUUUGAAAACAGGUGCAUGUUCUUCACCCUCCAAGUCAAGAAGUUCUAGCUUUCCUCCAAGUCCUGGAUCAGGAAGUUCAAGCCUUCUUCAAAGCCCGACCACCCCUUCAACCUUGUUGUCCCAUUUGACCAUUAUGGAAAGUGAAAAGAAAGAAGAGUCAAUGAUGGCUGAAUUGAACACAGAAGAAGAAGAGAAAGCCAUCAAAGAAAGGAGAUUUUAUUUGCAUCCAUCACCACGUUCAAAACCAGGUUACAGUGAUCCAGAAUUGCUUAUUUUGUUUCCUCUGGCCUCUGCUAAAGCAAGUGAGAAACUAGAAUUUUGACCAUUUUCACAUGCUACUCUGUUAUGUUCACCAUCAUUAUCAGAUACAAAUAUUUAAUUCAUAUGAUUUUUAAUCAAAGUUAUGCUUU